GUAUAAUUUUGGGUACGUAUGGCUAUAAGGAUUUCCUUUAUUAUUGAAAAUAAAAGAAAGGAUCGACCUUGCAUGGAAUCCCUACACAACAAUCUUAUGAAAUUAUUGAGUGUAAUCAUUCCAAGUGUGAAGUUCUAAACCUGUAAAUUGGAAUCCCUUUCUAGUUCGAGUUAAAAAAAAAACACAGUUUAAACGCGGUCACAUGUGGCCCCGUCGACACGUCACAACUACUUUUCCGAACAAAAAAAAGAAGAAUUGUCUCCCAAAAAUCGGGGCUUCUUUAUAAUAAUCCCCAAACACGCCUCUCCCCAUCUUCUUCUCUCUUUCUUUCCUUCCCAUCUCCGCCUGAAAUUCCAAUUCCUCAUUUCCACCCAAUUUCUCUCUCGUUCUCCUCUCUCUCUCUCCUGCCGCCGGCGUCAGCUUUGAUUCGCUCGGCGAUUUCAGUUCGCGUCGAUCUCCUUGCGCCGCCGCCAUCAUGAAUCCUGAAUACGAUUACUUGUUCAAGCUUCUGCUUAUUGGAGAUUCUGGUGUCGGGAAAUCGUGUCUGCUUCUGCGAUUUGCUGAUGACUCUUACCUGGACAGCUACAUCAGUACCAUCGGAGUUGACUUCAAAAUUCGCACCGUGGAGCAAGAUGGGAAAACCAUUAAACUGCAAAUUUGGGACACAGCAGGGCAAGAACGAUUUAGGACAAUCACGAGUAGUUACUACAGGGGUGCGCAUGGCAUCAUUGUUGUUUAUGAUGUCACCGACCAAGAGAGUUUCAACAACGUAAAGCAGUGGUUGAAUGAAAUUGAUCGAUAUGCUAGUGAAAAUGUGAACAAGCUUCUAGUGGGGAACAAGAGUGAUCUGACAGCCAACAAGGUUGUUUCAUAUGAAACAGCGAAGGCAUUCGCUGAUGAAAUUGGGAUACCGUUCAUGGAGACAAGUGCCAAGAACGCCUCCAAUGUAGAGGAUGCUUUCAUGGCGAUGGCUGCUGCAAUCAAGACCAGGAUGGCUAGCCAACCUGCAUCAAACACGGCCAGGCCACCAACCGUCCAAAUCCGUGGCCAACCUGUUAACCAGAAGUCAGGCUGCUGCUCUUCUUGAGAAGCUAGAACCACAGGCAUUCUGUUCGUGACGUUUAAUCUCUUGUUCUAUCCCUGUGUGGCAUGCGAAACUUAGUUCUCUCUAUUCUUAACGCUUUUGAUAUGAAAGAAGCAAUUACUCUGUUUGUUCUCUGUUUUCACCUUCCUUAUUUUUCCUCGUCCUUUCUGUUUAAAACUUUGAUUCUCUGAUUGUAAUUUGAAUUCAGGAAGGUUAAAAAAAAAACAUUUGUACAAAUUAGGAAAUACUGUUGAAUAGCAGCUCCGUUAUGUCCUCUUUUGUCUCCCUUGUGUUCCACUCUAUUAUUUUCUACCGUCGCACACUCCAUGGGAAGACAACUUAUCAGCUUGAUUAGAUUAGGGGUUUGUCAUGAAAGCAACCUGUCUUCCAAUAAUUGCGUGGGAGAUUCCCCAAGCUAGAAGACUCUUUAGGCCAAGUCCAAUGCAAAACCCCAAAUUUGGGGGUCUUGAACGCCAAAUUUGGGGAUUGAACCCCAUUUUUCCUUUUUUUGCUCUAAUGCAACAAACUCCAUAUUUGGGGUUCUUAAUAUUUCCAGUUUUUCCAUUUAUUUAAAAAUGUACUUAUCUAAACUUUAAUAUAAUUUAUUCAUGUUA
Messenger RNA from Linum trigynum, 1698 nucleotides. The record is from the annotation of a GenBank genome assembly. NCBI's taxonomy places the organism in Eukaryota, Viridiplantae, Streptophyta, Magnoliopsida, Malpighiales, Linaceae.